This is a messenger RNA of Pogona vitticeps (central bearded dragon), 1199 nucleotides long. The record is from RefSeq and is a predicted model, not a curated record. Lineage: Eukaryota; Metazoa; Chordata; Lepidosauria; Squamata; Agamidae.
AUGACUAAACAACAGCGCCUUUAUGAUUCCAUGGAACAAGGGGCUCCUCUAUCUUUUUCCACCGAUACCCAUCAUUCAGAGAGCCCUAAUCAGAACACUCCAGAUGAAAGCAGAGGCAAUUUUCAUUGCUCCUUGGUGGCCACGACAACCGUGGUUCUCCAUGCUCCUGCAGUCAGCGGUGGACAAGAUAAGAUAUCUUUUGAUUUAGCAGAGUAUACGGCUGAUGUUGAUGGAAUUGGUACACUACGAUUGUUAGAUGCUAUCAAGACAUGUGGCCUCAUAAACUCUGUGAAGUUCUACCAAGCCUCAACAAGUGAACUCUAUGGGAAAGUGCAAGAAAUACCACAAAAGGAGACCACUCCUUUUUAUCCUAGAUCACCAUAUGGAGCAGCAAAACUCUACGCCUAUUGGAUUGUAGUGAACUUCAGGGAGGCUUAUAAUUUGUUUGCUGUGAAUGGUAUUCUCUUCAACCAUGAGAGUCCCAGGAGAGGAGCUAAUUUUGUGACUCGGAAAAUUAGCCGCUCUGUCGCUAAGAUCCACCUUGGGCAACUGGAAUGUUUCAGUUUGGGCAAUCUGGAUGCCAAGAGAGACUGGGGUCACGCUAAGGAUUAUGUUGAGGCAAUGUGGCUAAUGCUGCAAAUGGAACAGCCAGAAGACUUUGUUAUAGCUACUGGAGAGGUUCACAGUGUCCGUGAAUUUGUGGAAAAGGCAUUUCAUCACAUUGGGAAAACUAUUGUGUGGGAAGGCAAGAAUGAAAAUGAAGUGGGCAGAUGCAAAGAAACUGGCAAGAUCCAUGUGACAGUCAAUCAUAAAUACUACAGGCCAACUGAAGUGGAUUUUCUUCAAGGUGACUGCACCAAAGCAAAGCAAAAACUCAACUGGAAACCCAAAGUCACUUUUGAUGAAUUGGUGCAGGAGAUGGUGAAAGCAGAUGUGGCACUUAUGAGGAACAACCCCAACGCAUGAAUCUGCUCCUUCUUUUUUUCCAUACUCCUCUGUCAGCCAGACAGAACUGAAACUCCCAGAGAUGAGCCCUAAUUAUGAAUCACACCACUGACAUUUUGGGGGUGGGGAUGACAAUCAGUUCAAUGGGUGUUGGAUGAUUUGCUGCCAUUUUAUUUCUCUGUACUGUGCAGCAGGUGGUUUGUUUUUUAAUAAAAUUGUAUUCUUUUUUACAUAAACCUACUACCACACAGAAA